Messenger RNA from Schistosoma rodhaini, 786 nucleotides. NCBI's taxonomy places the organism in Eukaryota, Metazoa, Platyhelminthes, Trematoda, Strigeidida, Schistosomatidae. The record is from the annotation of a GenBank genome assembly.
AUGCAAGUGGAAAGUUGUGCAACUGGUUGGCAACGUCCACUUUGUGAUGAAUGUAUCAAAUAUCCAGGAUGUGAACAUGGAACAUGUAAUGAUGCACCAUUUACAUGCCGUUGUUUACCUAAUUGGGGUGGAUCAUUUUGUGAUCAAGAUUUGGAUUAUUGUGGACAACAUCAACCAUGUUUAAAUAAUGGAAUAUGUAGAAAAUUGAAUUAUUCAUAUUCAAAACCAUUCAAUUGUAGUUGUACACGUGAUUUUACCGGGGAAUAUUGUGAAAUAAAAUUGGUACCAUGUACAAUUGAUCCAUGUAAACGUGGUCGUUGUAUAUCAACAGAUAACAUCACUUAUGAAUGUGAAUGUCAACCAGGAUGGCGUGGUGAUCAUUGUGAAGAGAGCACUGAUCAAUUGGAUAAUUAUUGGCAUAGAGUUGUACUUGGUAUAAUUGAAAUUCAAGUUGAUACAGUAGUUGUAAAUGAAAAUGAUUUUGGUUCACGUUUAUUGGUCCCUUUAAUAUGUGCUACAAUCUUAAUGAGUGCAUUAAUCUGUAUCUUCAUUAUAUGUUGUUAUUCACAAAGAAAACGUCGUCAAUUCCUUAUGAAAUAUGCAACAACAACAAGAAUAGCGCCUAAUAAUGAACCAUCAUCAGAUUUAAUUCAAAAUUUAUCAGACAGUAAUAAUCAUUCAAUGAAUGUAACUAAUCCAAUUAAUAUAACAUCGAUUCAUCAAAAUUACCCUUCAUAUCAUCCACAAUUCAUAUGUGUAUCAACAUUACUGUCGAAAAGAAGAUAA